Talaromyces proteolyticus is the source of this 927-nucleotide messenger RNA. Its product is annotated as nucleoside phosphorylase domain-containing protein. Gene Ontology annotation, biological process: nucleoside metabolic process. Gene Ontology annotation, molecular function: catalytic activity. Lineage: Eukaryota; Fungi; Ascomycota; Eurotiomycetes; Eurotiales; Trichocomaceae. The transcript has 6 exons. The record is from RefSeq and is a predicted model, not a curated record. Bases 1 to 927 code for a protein of 308 amino acids.
AUGUCUGGUCCACUUGUAUUCAAUGGCUCCUGUGCCAGAGUUUUUCCGCAUCAGGACUAUACAGUCGCAUGGGUGUGUGCAUUGUCGCUGGAGAAGGCCGUUGCGGAGGCCAUGCCAGAUGAGAAGCAUCCCAGUUUAUCAACCAAUCCGGGCGAUGGUAACAAUUAUAUACUCGGUAGAAUAUUUGAUCACAAUGUCGUUAUUGCUUGCCUGCCAUCGGGCGUCUAUGGGACAACUUCGGCUGCGAAGGUGGCAACACAAAUCCGUGCCACUUUUGAAUCAAUUCGAUUCAGCCUUACGGUUGGGAUUGGGGGCGGUGUUCCAAGUGCACAAGAUGAUAUUCGCCUAGGCGAUUUUGUUGUCAGUAAACCGACCAGAGACUUUGGCGGUGUUAUACAAUUCGAUUACGGAAAAGCUACAUCCGGCGGGCAGUCCGAGCGCACAGCUAUGCUCCUAACGCAAUUUCUCAAAUUCAAGCAAUUCAUAUGUCAGGACCCAAACAAAUUCGCAUAUUUUGGAGAAAACCACGACCAGCUGUUUGACUUUGAGUAUGAACAUGAGGAGUCGCAAAGCACUUGCAAUAUAUGUGACAAAGAUAAUAGCCCUGUUGUUCAUUACGGCCUUGUUACAUCCGGGAACCAAAUGGAAGCAGAUGGCUUGAUGGAUAGCUUCCCAUGUCUAGUUAUUAGAGGUAUUUGCGACUACUCCAACUCACACAAGAACAAGCAGUGGCAGCCAUAUGCGGCGGCCGUUGCAGCUGCCUAUGAGACAGAGCUUAUUUCAGUAAUCCACGAGAGCCGGGUGGCGGAAACACCACUUUAUACUUCAAUUACUAGCUUUUAUGUUUAUCAAGGCAUGUUUCAGUCACAUGGACAACCAUCUUCAGGAUGGAUUUCCAAUCGAGGUAUUGCACCAUUCCCAGCAUGA